AUGCGCAGUAAGGUCGACCAGGUGACCCGGGUGUAUCAGCCCAUGUGGUGUGACCAACACUGGUACCUAAUGAUAAUCGACGUCCGUGAGCAGAAGCUGAUCUACGUAGACUCACUUAGAGACCCACGUGAAGCGGACGCAAGGAAAACGGCCAUGAUGCGCGUCGCGCUUUACCUGGAGGGAAUGACACUGGGAAAUUCGUGGCUCUCCGGUGACGGGGCGAUGCGUCCCCGGUUCUCUGCGUUUAAAUUUGAAGAGUCUGAUGUGCCUCAGCAGGCAGCAGACUCCAUGGACUGUGGCAUCUGGGUAGCACAAUGGAUGAUACGAGCGCACAUGUGGCAAGACUACGGGGUGCAGGUACGGUGGGAAACAGCUUAACAAUUUAUUCCAACUGAAGUUAUAAUUUUUUACUUCUUUAGCGCCACCACUAGCAAGUGACUAACCUUGCAUCCGUUGCUAUUGUGAGCCGUCUCAGCAUGUCAACGCUGCCACUCGGAUGCGCUUAGCAGUAGACUUGGUGAUGAAGUCUCAAAACCAACUUGCACAGGACUCCGUAUCCAAAGCAUUCGCACACUGGCAGACGGAAACUGCGUAGACUAAGCGUGCCCUUUCCAAGGCCAAGUCGCGAUGGUAAAUAUUUGUUACUCGGUAACGUGUGGGCAGUUAUUUUUUGGAUCGCCCAUCUGUAUUGGUUACCAUGGGGAAAUUAUUUUUUGUACAGAUCAGUUGUUUAGGAACUUUCGGGACAUUUGAUUUUUUGAUAGCACUUGUGUUCCCUUUCCGUUGGGCUAAAUGAUUUUUUUGAUUUGCCCUUCGGCGUGCUAUGAUCAGCUAGAUUGUUAAACCUUUAUCUUGCAUCUUUGCUGGACGGAUGCCAUUUUGAAGUACAGCGGGGCCUUGGAUGGAAAAAUGUAUGGCGUUGAUUUAGUCUUAUCGCCUUCUAAUGUGACA
Arachis ipaensis is the source of this 951-nucleotide messenger RNA. The record is from RefSeq and is a predicted model, not a curated record. Lineage: Eukaryota; Viridiplantae; Streptophyta; Magnoliopsida; Fabales; Fabaceae.